AAACGGCCCAAACCCUAAGUCCACUGAAGCCUUUAAAUUACCAUUUUAGCCUCACACUCUUCGGCCUAGUAUAUAUAUUACGCCAAAACCCUAAUUUCGGUUCAUCACCCGCCCGCCUCAACACUCUUUCAGCAGAUCCACCAAAAAUCAAAAGGGGAUGGCGCCGCCGAACACAGGAUUAGCAGUGGGAUUGAACAAAGGACACAUUGUUACCAAGAAGGAGCUAGCUCCACGCCCUUCUGACAGAAAAGGGAAAACAAGCAAGAGAAUCCACUUCGUCAGGAGUCUCAUCAGAGAAGUUGCUGGAUUUGCUCCAUAUGAGAAGAGGAUUACUGAGCUUCUUAAAGUUGGCAAAGACAAGCGUGCAUUGAAGGUAGCCAAGAGAAAGUUGGGUACUCACAAGAGGGCAAAGAAGAAGAGAGAGGAGAUGUCUAGCGUUCUCCGUAAGAUGAGGGCCACUGGAGGUGCCGAAAAGAAGAAGUGAAGCCUUUUUCCCCUCAUUUUGAUGAUUGAGGAACUGAUUUCAUUAGUUAUACAUUAUCUUUUUGGUUUAGCUAUGAAAUUCUCUUAAGACUCGGUGACGAACUAUGGGUUUGAAUUUUGUUUAAGAUUGUGACUUUUGCUCUA
This is a messenger RNA of Capsicum annuum, 627 nucleotides long. Its product is annotated as 60S ribosomal protein L36-1. The transcript has 4 exons. Bases 158 to 484 code for a protein of 108 amino acids. Gene Ontology annotation, cellular component: cytosolic large ribosomal subunit; ribosome. The record is from RefSeq and is a predicted model, not a curated record. NCBI's taxonomy places the organism in Eukaryota, Viridiplantae, Streptophyta, Magnoliopsida, Solanales, Solanaceae. Gene Ontology annotation, biological process: cytoplasmic translation. Gene Ontology annotation, molecular function: structural constituent of ribosome.